AUGCAGGGGAGCCACGCCGUUUGCAGCCUGGCCGUAGCCUCGGGCGUUAAACUCAUGGUGGAAGCAACCAAAGCCAAAGCAACACACUCUCUCUCUCUUCCCCCUCCUUCUCCCCACGUCCCCACUCGCCAGGCUGGUUGGGUGAGUCCGCUCACUGUGGCAGCCUGGAAUGUUCGUUCCUGUGUAGACAAUCUGAGGAGCAACAGACCGGAAAGGAGGACGGCACUAGUGGCUCGGGAACUGGAGCGCUACAAGGUGGACAUCGCUGAACUCAGUGAAACCCGAUUCUCCGAACAAGGCAGAUUGGAGGAGGUUGGCGCCGGCUACACCUUCUUCUGGAGCAGUCGCCCAAAGGCAGAACGACAGGACUUAGGCGUCGCCUUUGUCAUCCGGAACGACAUCGUUGGACAACUGCCCUGUCUGCCACAGGACAUCAACGAUCGUCUGAUGAGCCUCGGUCUGCAUCUUAGGGGAGGCAAAUUCGCCACCAUCUUCACUGUCCAGGAUCCUACCAUAACCAGCCCUGACGAGACAAGGAACAAACUUGACGAGGACCUGCAUGCCCUCCUGGCGACUGUGCCGAAGGCCGAUAAGUUGAUUGUCCUUGGUGACUUCCACGUCCGCGUCGACACAGACUAUACGGCCUGGAGCGAAGUGCUGGGUCCCCAUGGCCUCAGCGACUCCAACGAUAAUGGCCUGCUCAUUCUACAAACCUGCGCAGAGCACCGACUCAUCCUGACCAACACCUACUUCCGCCUUCCGAUGCGAGAGAAUGCCACCUGGAUGAGUUCUCGAUCGCGACAUUGGCACCUGAUGCACUAUGUCCUCGUCCGGAGGCGAGACCGGCGGGACAUGCGGGUGAAAAAGGCGAUCCUGGAUGCCGAUGGGUAG
Spirometra erinaceieuropaei is the source of this 891-nucleotide messenger RNA. The record is from the annotation of a GenBank genome assembly. NCBI's taxonomy places the organism in Eukaryota, Metazoa, Platyhelminthes, Cestoda, Diphyllobothriidea, Diphyllobothriidae.